This is a messenger RNA of Neurospora tetraspora, 965 nucleotides long. RefSeq lists its product as uncharacterized. The coding region runs from base 95 to 787 and encodes 230 amino acids. NCBI's taxonomy places the organism in Eukaryota, Fungi, Ascomycota, Sordariomycetes, Sordariales, Sordariaceae. The transcript has a single exon. The record is from RefSeq and is a predicted model, not a curated record.
GGUUAACGAACUUGAUGUGAAGGGAUGAUCGGCGUUUCAGGGUUCAUGGGCAGGUUUGCAUUCCUGCAGUCCCAGAAAAUGCUGGUGGUUUCACAUGAAGUUUGUCAUUACCCCUGGUCCUGAUUUGGGUGGAGAGCGUUUGGGACAUAUGGGGCUAUGGGCAUCAUGUCAUGUGCCGUCCGUUCCUUUGAUCUCUCCUAUCCUGUCUGAUCCUCACACAUCCAUGCUGCGUGUUCUUUCCCUAUCUGAUGGGUUUUCUUCUUUCUCGACCUCGUCGCUUGGGCAAAGGUCACCCCUCUCAUCAUUACAUGCAUUGUUAAAGGGAUUUUUCUACUUUUCUUACUUUCUCUCUACUGUCAACAAAUACCCCCGGAGCUCUCUUGGUCUUUUCACAUCUUCGCAUUCAGAUAUCCCCCAUCCAUUUUCAUUAUCAUUAUCAAAUCAUAAACGAAACCUUACCAUUCAUACAUUCAUAUUACACAUAUUGUUACAAUACACAGACCACAAACAAAGAGAGAGGAAGAAGAAGAAGAGCCAUGCAUAUGUCGGUUUACGACUUUCUUUUUACUACUCUAGGAAAGGAGGAAAGAAUACCCAAGACAACACCCGAGGAAGGACGACGGAACGCAUAUGCAAUGGACGGACGUAUGGUACGCUCACACACACAUAUACAUACCCACGGGCGGACGGACGGAAGGCGAUUACGGAACAGGAACUAGGACAAAGCAAGACAGGCGUCGGACAAACUUUUGUGUCGGUUUUAGGUCAGGUGGAUGUCAGUUUUUAGUUUGAUAUUCGGCGACAACGGACGGCGGCGAACGAAGGGUGGUUGCUUGGGUUUUUAUGUUUCUGUCUGAGGACAGGCAGGUGAAACACAAACCUGUCCGGCGUACAAAACAGCAUUCUUCGGCUGGGGGGUUUAUUGCUAGCUUUUUAAAUAUUUAAAAACUUUACCACUACUACAA